Messenger RNA from Dioscorea cayenensis subsp. rotundata (Guinea yam), 1967 nucleotides. Its product is annotated as CBL-interacting serine/threonine-protein kinase 21-like. The transcript is spliced from 13 exons. Gene Ontology annotation, molecular function: ATP binding; protein kinase activity. The coding region runs from base 259 to 1656 and encodes 465 amino acids. The record is from RefSeq and is a predicted model, not a curated record. Lineage: Eukaryota; Viridiplantae; Streptophyta; Magnoliopsida; Dioscoreales; Dioscoreaceae. Gene Ontology annotation, biological process: signal transduction; protein phosphorylation.
GUGUAAUAAUGCAAUUUACAUAAACAAACAAAUUGAAAAAAAAAAAACAUAAAAUACCAAAAAUGAAUGACAGGUCUGUUUAACCUGCCAUUCAAAUCACGUUUCCCGGUUCACUAAUGCUUCCUUCCUCGGCUACCUGUCCUACAUCCAUCUCUAUCUCUCUCUCUCUUCUUUCUCUCUCUCUCUCUAUUCUUCUCAUGGAUCCAAUUCAAUUGUGACAAUAAAAAACCAUCCUCAUUUGCAAAAGGUAUUCGAAAAAUGGCUAGGAUUGUAGGAAAGUAUUGUCUCGGCAGGAUGAUCGGCGAAGGUGCAUUUGCCAAGGUCAAGCUCGCCGUCGAUGUGCACACGAACCGGCAAGUAGCUGUGAAAAUCAUCGAUAAGCAGACGGUGAUCAAGAACAAGAUUAUGUAUCAGAUCAAGAGAGAAAUCAGUACAAUGAAGUUGUUGAAUCAUCCACACAUUGUGAGGAUAUAUGAGGUGAUUGCAACGAAGACGAAGAUUUACCUGAUAAUGGAGUAUGCUUCAGGAGGGCAGCUCACCGACAGAAUGUGCAAAGGAUUGACAGAAAGAGAAGCGAGGAGAUAUUUCCAGCAGUUGAUUGAUGCUGUGGAUUACUGUCACAGCAGAGGAGUUUAUCACAGAGAUCUCAAGCCGGAAAACCUGCUGUUGGACAGUGAAGGGAACCUGAAGGUGUCUGAUUUCGGACUCAGCACGUUGAAAAAGCCAGGAGCAUUGUUGUCGACUGCCUGUGGAUCUCCAAGUUAUGUAGCUCCUGAGGUGAUAACGAAGAAAAACUACAAGGGAGCAGCUGCAGAUGUGUGGUCUUGUGGAGUUGUUCUGUUUGAAUUGCUCGCUGGUCACCUGCCUUUCGAAGAUGGAAGCCUCACAAACUUGUAUCGUAAGAUCACAAGAGCAGAAUACACAUGUCCGAGUUGGUUCACCGCAAAUCAGAGAAAACUGAUUGCUCGGAUACUGAAUCCAUCUCCAAGACGAGUAAUUUGCGAAGAGCUCAAACAUAUAUUUGCUAAUGAGAGAACACAGAGCUUCUUGUUAUAUCUGAUAAACAAGAAUAUUUGUCUGUUGCAGAGGGCGACGAUCACAGAGAUUAUUGGACAUGAGUGGUUUCAAGUUGAUUAUGAGCUAUCUGCAGAAAUUGAAGAAGAACAGGAAAGCAUGAAAGUGGAAAAUCUAAGUAGAACAUUCGACAGCAAGGUGAAGAAGAAGAUCAAUAAUGCAACAAAAGGGAAGACAUCGAAGUUUAUCAAUGCAUUCCAACUAAUAUCGAUGUCAAACGGCCUCAAUUUGUCAGGCUUGUUUCAUGAACAGCAGACAACAAAGAUUGGUUCACAGUAUCCAAUUGAUGAAACAAUCGAAAAAAUUGAAUCUACUGCUAGAGCUGUAAACCUGAUUGUCAACAGGAUGGACUGUUUCCAGGUGAACCUUCAUGAAAUUAAAAGCUUGUCAAGAUAUGGAUCACAUGUUAUAGAAGCAAAGGUCAUUCAGUUAGCACCAACUGCUUGCAUGGUCGAAAUUUCAAAAUCUUCAGGGACUCCAAGAAUAUUUGAAGAGUUCUGUAGAAGAUUAUCGAAUUUGCUGAAGAACACUGGAAGCCAACAUUCGACAGAUAAGAUUGCAAAAAGGCCAAGAAGUAGAUAGCAAAGAGUGACUUGUUUAAGUGCACACUGAUAUUUGGAUUGCCGAAUAAAACAAGAGCCCGUCUAACAGUUCCUAUUCAACCAUUAUUUACCAAGGAAGAAAGCAACAGAAAAAUAAGAAAGAGUAUGAGGAUCUUCUCUCAAUCCUCACAUUUCAUAUCUACUAACCAAAUUUGGGACAAAGAAACAUGUUCUUUCGAGCAAUCUUGUAGAUUCCACACAUGAUUGGUUGUGUGAUUAUGAAACUAUGUAUUCAUUCAUAUUCAUUUCUGCAAUUGAUAUGCACAAGAUACAAAAAUUUGAGAUGAUUCA